AUGGAGGGCGAAGAUGAGUGUGGAGGUGGGGUAGGGGUAAUGGAGCGAGAGGGGAGCAAGGUGGAGGAGGCGAAAAGGAGAGGAAGACCAACGAAGGCAGAGGCUUGGGGUAGGGAAAGAACGGGGAGUCUAGGGAAUAUAGAGGAUUUGCUUAACAGAGGAAAGAGGAAGGAGAGGGGAGGGGAGGAGGAGAUGGAAGCAAGGGAAGUAGAGGAAAUAUUUAAAAGAAGUAAGAAAGUAGAAAGAACGCCAGAAAAGUUGGGGAUAGGAAAAGCGGAAUUGGAGCAAAUGCUAAGAGGGUUGAUGGAGGGAAUGAGAAAAAAUAUUGGAGAGGAUUUAAAGAAGGUAGGGAAGGGGGUGGAAGAGGGAAGAGAAGAAAUGCUGAGGCAACUGAGCAAGAUGAAAGAGAGCUGCGAAAGAGAAAGGGCAGAGCUAAGAGGGAAGAUAGAAAUGCUUGAAAAGAAAGUGGAAAGGUUAGAAUUAAAAGAGAAAAAAGAGGAAGGAGGGGAGACAGGUGAGGAGGAAAGGAGGGAGUUGAGUAAGAAGGUGAGGAAGUUGGUAAUAAGAAUAAAUAAAAAGGAGAGGGAAGGGAGAAGAAGGAAUUUGAUAAUAAAAGGUGUGAAGGUGGAAGGAAAGGGGAAGGAAGAAGUGGUAGAAGAGAUUUGGGGGAGGAUAGGGGUGAAAGAGAAAGUAGAAGAAGUAAGGAGGAUAGGCAAAGUGGAUAGAAAGGGGAGAGGUAGGUUGAAGGUGAAGAUGGAAGAAGUGGAGGAAAAGAGGAAGGUAAUAACGGCAAAAAGGGAAUUAAAAGGGAGGCCGGAAAGAAUAGAAGACGAUAGAACAGAGGAAGAAAAGCGGGCAAGGUGGAAGAUAGAGAGAGAGGCGGAAAGAGAGAGAAGAGAGGGAAAGAGGGUACAGAUUGGGUACAUGAAGAUAUAG
Molecule: messenger RNA, 936 nt
Organism: Hylaeus anthracinus
Lineage: Eukaryota; Metazoa; Arthropoda; Insecta; Hymenoptera; Colletidae
Exons: 1
Coding region: 1-936 (311 amino acids)
Source: RefSeq, a predicted model, not a curated record